CGCUGCAAUGCCUUUAUCAAAAUGACUUCUGUCACUGCGACAACUGUGACGCAGGGACCAGCCAACUUUAUACGCCACUACGCUUCACAAUACUGCAGUAACUGUCAAUAUGACCACAACGACCUGUCACAACACCUAGCAUCGGAUCAUUUAGAUACUAUUCUGAAUGGAUCUGUGAGAUCUGCCUUUUCCCAACAUCAACACCCUGCUUUCGAUAAAUCACGUUACAAAUAUUAUGAUCCUGUCGUUGACUCCGAUUACACUGAAAACCAGACGUGGAAACAAGUUAAAGAUGGUUACGAUCAAGCGAAUAUACUUGAAUGGGCUGUCCAAGCUUGUCCUACAUCGAAAAUACAGCACUAUCUACCCCAACUUAUACCCCCCACACUCUUGAUCCUUGACGACUAUGACAUAACAUAUAAGAUCCGAGGUGUUCAUAUAUUACAAGAAAUUAUCAACAAGAUUAGCGACGAGGGCAACGUGCCGUCGCCAUCAGCAACAACAACAAAAACUACUUCAUCUCAAUCAUCAGCGGUGCUGGGACGUGGUGGGGUAGACAAUGUACUCAUUGAUACACUCUUUAAAUGCCUGACGUACCUUUCAGACGAUUCCCAUCAUCCGUUACUACGAGCUGCUUAUCCAUGCCUUAUGGAUUUGAUCUGCAAGACGAAACCGGCAAGGAGCAAGGAACGUGCUCAAUUAUUUGAAAAAAUCAUGGUCAAUGGUAUUUUACUUGGCUUAAAAUUGGGCAAUUAUACUGUCACAUUGCGUGAGAUUCUGCUUGAACAAUUGUCGCGUGUUUAUCUCGAGCUGGGCGUGCUGGGUGUUCAAUAUCUCAAGGUGACAAUUGCAGCAUUGUGCGAUGCACUGACAGUACCAGCUGUACAACUGAAUAGGGUUGCACUAAAAUCACUACAAACAUUAAUACAUGUCUGCUGGCCAAGGAUACCCGGCUGCCAUGGUAUUAUAAUAAAAGGAUUAGCCACAUCAUGGAAAUAUUACUACAGCGACGGUAACAGUAGUGGCAAGAAUUCAGCAACCAAUCAGCAAGAGCAAGAAAUGUGCAAUCUUAUUAAGGAAACCUUCAAAGUGUAUCGGUCAGCGUGCAAAGGCACCGAAAAUGCUGAUCUUGAUGCAUUACUACUGUACAAUCGCUCGCUCUAUGCACCGCUUGUUGGACAGCAAGACAUAUCUCUGUAAUUCCACGACAUCAAAAAUUUAAACUCUAUGUACAUGUUUUCUGUACUCUAAAUGCAAAAGCUUAUCAAUGGUUGCAAAAAGUGGUGAAUUUUCGGCCAAAUGUUUUGGCGGCCUGGUCGAAUUUAGACCGACCCGAAUACUGCUUCUUUGUACGACGAGAGA
Molecule: messenger RNA, 1362 nt
Organism: Zychaea mexicana
Lineage: Eukaryota; Fungi; Mucoromycota; Mucoromycetes; Mucorales; Lichtheimiaceae
Exons: 5
Coding region: 22-1200 (392 amino acids)
Cellular component (GO): nucleoplasm; cytosol; centrosome
Source: RefSeq, a predicted model, not a curated record